Messenger RNA from Staurois parvus, 1281 nucleotides. NCBI's taxonomy places the organism in Eukaryota, Metazoa, Chordata, Amphibia, Anura, Ranidae. The record is from the annotation of a GenBank genome assembly.
AUGCCUAAACCUAAAAAGAGGAGCGCCAGAGCCGCGGGUGGUCGGCAGAAAAAUAUUUAUCCAUUUAGUGACGAUGAUUCCUCACUUGAAACCAUGAGCCAGUGCAGUAGUUUUAGUGACGCUGCCAGCUAUCAAGAGGAUGGUGCUGAAGUUGAUGAAAUAGCAGCUCAGGAAGACUUUGAGUUCAAAUUAAAGGGUCUUAUUGAUCUUACAAUGGACAAAAGUGCAAAGACAAGGCAAACUGCUCUAGAAGGCUUAAAGAAUGGUUUGGCUUCCAAAAUAUUAAAUGACUUCAUCUUAGAAAGAAGGCUAACAAUCACAGAUAGUAUUGAGCGCUGCCUAAAGAAAGGAAAAGGUGAAGAGCAGCGUAUAGCAGCAGCUCUAGCCUGCCUCCUUUGCUGCCAGCUUGGCUCUGGCAAUGAAAGCGAAGAGGUGUUCAAAACCUUGGCUCCAACUCUAAAGACCAUUGUUUGUGACAGAAGUGCAAGUACCCAGGCACGGCAGGCUUGUGCUACAUACUUGGGCCUCUGCUGCUUUAUUGCUGCCGAUGACAUAGAGGACUUGUAUGGAACAAUGGAGUGUUUGGAAAACCUCUUCACGAAGCAAUAUCGUUCUGAAGGUGGGGCUGAUAGCUGUUCAGCACUUCACAUCCAAGCUCUCCAAUCAUGGACCCUUUUGCUAACCAUCUGUCAUACAAGUGAAGCAAAGAAGAAAAUAGACAUACAUCUACCGAAACUUCCACGACUGCUUUCCUGCGAGGAUGUAAACAUGAGAAUUACAGCUGGGGAAACACUGGCUGUUCUGUUUGAAAUUGCGCGAGAAGCGGAUGCAGAUUUUUAUUAUGAAGACAUCGAACCUUUGACUCAGACAUUGAAAGCUUUGGCUACUGACUGCAAUAAACACAGAGCCAAAGUAGACAGACGAAAGCAACGCUCGGUUUUCCGGGAUGUACUCAGAGCUGUUGAGGAUGGAGACUUUCAGGCUGAAACGAUCCGCUUUGGUAGAGAGCGCAUGCACAUUGACUGCUGGGUGAAAAGGCUCACGUAUGAUGUUUUCAAGGAGCUGUUUGGCUCUGGAAUGCAGUUUCAUCUUCUGACAAAUGGCUUUCUGCGCAGUAUUUUUGAGCUUGGACCACCUUUGUGCUUGAGUGCAGCUGAUAUUGGAGCAAUGAAAACCUCCCGUGUUGAAAGACACAUGAACAACUCUGCUGCAUUCAAAGCUCGCACAAAAGCUAGAAGCAAACUGCGUGACAAGAGAGCAGAUGUUGGAGAGUUCUUCUAA